AUGCCCGGAGCAAGCGUUGCUGUCUUGCCGCCACAGGCGGCAUCGACGUCGUCCCGAAAGACUUCUCUCGCACCUGAACGCAAAUACAAAUGCCAGUUUUGCAACCGAGCCUUUAGCAGAAGUGAACACAGAAGCCGACACGAACGGUCACAUACCAAAGAACGCCCUUUUAAAUGCAUGAAAUGUAGGAGUACAUUCGUUCGCCGCGACUUGCUACUUCGCCAUGACCGUACUGUACACGCCAAAGACGGCGGUGUUCCCCUGCACAGUGAUGGAAAGCGACGCGCAGGUCCCAAGACCCGAGGUAUUGAUGGUACACCCAAGUCAACACUCGCAACCCUUGAUGCCUCCACUCUGGAGCAGAUGGAUGGUCCUGAUGGCAUCUUUGAUGUUGAAGCCGCCGCCAUGCUUGUUGCCGACUUGCACCACAAGGCCACCGCCGCCAUGCGCAGUGAUGAAUCUGUUUAUGAUGACAGUCAGUCCAUGCCAUACUCGCCGCGUCCCUCCGCUGCUAUGGAGCCCGCAGUCACCUACCCCUCUGGCGCCAUUGCCUUGCCCCAGGUUCAGUGGGAAAGCUUCUUGUCACAGCCCGGUGCGGAGUCCAAGGCCCAUCCUAUUACUCCCAGUGUGGCCGGCUCCUUUGAUUCUCAACGUUCUUUCGCCAGUGCCGCUACCCUUCAGCCUCAUCCUAAUCAUCUGCCUCCCAUUAGUGUUCAGAAUCCUCACAGCUUCGUCCCAGCCGUUCAGUCUAUGCUGAGAUCUGCUUCACAUUCUGAUGCUGCUACGCCCAUGAGUCCCACUUUCGACUCAGCUCAGGCUGGCUUUAGAGCUCCCCUGUUCUCCGGCGAUGAUGAGCGCAACGCGUUGCUUGAUAUCAUUCACACUCAUGAUCGCGAGAAUGCCAUACCGGAGGGCUUCCGUCUACCUGGUCUUGGCUCGUUGAACCGCUACCUGUCGACUUACUUUGGCCUGUUCCAUCACCACCUGCCUUUCUUGCACCCAGCUUCCUUUAGCCCAGCUCAGGUUUCACCUCCUUUACUUCUCGCUGUAUUGAGUAUCGGAGCUCUCUACGCUUUUGACCAAGACCAAGCCUACAUGCUCCACAUUGGCUCCAAGGUGCUCGUCAAUCAAUUCCUGCAGAACAAGGAAAACUUCAGCUCUCGCAAGUGCCCACUUUGGACCAUGCAGAGCUCGUUGUUGAACAUGAUCUUUGCUAGCUGGAGCGGUGACCCCAAGGGACUCGAAUGGGCGUGCUCGAUCAAGAGUCUGCUCGCCAACAUGGUAGCCGGAAAUCGUUAUGAGCUCAAGUUACGCCAGGAAGCUCGCGGCAAUUCUACGCCCACACGCGCUGAAUGGGUCGAGGAUGAAGGUUGCCGUCGUACCUACUACGCAGUCUACAUCUUCUUUGGUCUGCUGACACUAACUUACAAUCACACUCCUGCAAUCAGCUUCAAUGAAUUCGAGGAUCUUCAGCUUCCGUCUACCGAGGGUCUCUGGAACGCGCAAGUCAACGAUGACUAUGCAUGGCAAGAACAUCUCACUGCUUCACCCGCUCUUACGUUCCUUGAGGCCCACGACAAUCUCUUUCAGGGCGAGACUCUGCAAUACAGCGCGUUUGCCACCCGUGUCAUGAUCAACGCCCUGUUUUUGGAGGUCUGGUAUCACAAAAGAAGCCCUGAAGCACUGCAGGACGUCGUCACCGAGUACAAGCUGCGUCUAGCGCUUGAAACUUGGGACAGGUCUCUCGAACGCUGUGAACCCGAGGCCGUCAGCGUUCCGCUUAGCGCCCCUCACAAGGGUCAUCCGCUGAUAUUUAAUGCCAAGGCCAUGUACCGAAACGCUCGUUCUCGCCUCGAGGUCGACCUGAAGGCUGUUCAAGAAGCUCUCCGUUAUCAUGACCCUUACGAAGUUGGUGCUGCCAUGUCUCACGCUCGCGAUCGCGUGAAGCGAUCGAGCGAGAUGAUCAAGGUCAUCGAGGAAUGCUAUAGCUGUAUCGAAACGGCCGUUUUGCAGGGCGUUCGAUGGGUUGCCCGCACCUCACCCACAAACUGGAGCGUAGAGCAUCCUUUGUGUGGGCUUGAUCUCAUGAUCAUUCUUUCGCUAUGGCUAUACCGUCUGGAACAUGACGAGGAGCCGGCGACGCAGGAAGAAUUGGCCAUGUACAACAAAGUAAGACAGCUUUUUGUCAAAGACCUCGAUGAGACCUACAUGUCUCGACUCAGCUCAAUUGUCGCUCGUCUUUGGGGCUCUAUGCUCGACGAAGUCGUAGUUUGGGGGAUAACUCGUCUCAUGGGAGAAUCUUUCAAGCUACACUCCCAAGCGCUCGUCGGCUAUGUCGACGAUCGUGAAGCUUCCUCAAACGUCUCCACUCCUUCGAUGAUUUCUCAAGGAGCAGACGAGGAUAGCGUGUACUAA
This is a messenger RNA of Beauveria bassiana ARSEF 2860, 2415 nucleotides long. RefSeq names its product C2H2 finger domain protein. Gene Ontology annotation, biological process: regulation of transcription by RNA polymerase II; DNA-templated transcription. The transcript is spliced from 2 exons. NCBI's taxonomy places the organism in Eukaryota, Fungi, Ascomycota, Sordariomycetes, Hypocreales, Cordycipitaceae. Gene Ontology annotation, molecular function: DNA-binding transcription factor activity, RNA polymerase II-specific; RNA polymerase II cis-regulatory region sequence-specific DNA binding; zinc ion binding. Gene Ontology annotation, cellular component: chromatin. The record is from RefSeq and is a predicted model, not a curated record. Bases 1 to 2415 code for a protein of 804 amino acids.